CAUUUUUUAUUUUGGCAGUAAAAUAUGUUUGGUUAAUCUCUUUCCGAUUGCGUGACGCAAAUUUUACGGUCUCCGUGAAACCACUUUUCUUCCGUUAGGGGGCCUUAGGACGUGUUUUAGCCGUGUUACACAUUUCCUGUCCCUUCUCAAAACCACCUAUUUUCCCUAAGAAAAUUCUAGAAAAGUUCAGAUACUUUAAACUGAUAGGAAAGGACACCCUUUGGUCGCGUUGGAGAUAACGGACGCCACAGAAUUAUUUGAUUCGGCAACAGGAAUCAAAGGUGACAGUUCGAGAACGCCUCUGAGAAAGAAACUGACAGAAAGAGAUCAAUGACGCGUGAAAACAAUUGCUUAGGUAUGACACUGAAAUGCAAAUUUAUGCUCUUAUUUAGGAUAUUUUCCCCGCCCACAAACUUGAUAUUAAGGAAAGUGAAAACAACCAAAAAGUUCCACUCGUCUGCAGUUUCAUUGAGCUAUGACCUAAAGAUGUCAAAUAUUUCUUUAGAGACUGUACCCGAAAAUGUAUUAGGAUCGCGGAAUUUGGCCCAGAAAAUCGUCGAAAUCUGCUUGCUUUUCAUCAUCAUUGUGUUAGCUCUCGGAGGAAAUGUGUUGGUUUGUAUAACAAUCUACAGAAAGCGAGUGUUACGGACGAUUACCAACAUGUUCAUCGUUACACUGUGUGUGACAGACAUUUUGCUCGCGUCAAUUGCUAUGCCUCUCACUCUUGGAUCUUUGAUUAUGGACCACUGGCCAUUCGGUGAAUUGGUUUGUCAAAUUCAGGGAUUCAGUAUUCACCUCCUGGUUUUCCAAUCGCUUCAAAUCAUAACUAUAACAGCGUCGAAUCGAAACUUGAACGUGGUUCGUCCACAUUUUUACAAAAGAAUUUUUACGAAGCUGAAAACUUUGCUCAUUAUUAUCGCUAUCAGCCUCUUCACAGCUGUCAUAAUGGGAACUCUGGUUAUUUCACUCUCCUCGCGUUAUGUGUUCCACCCUCGAAAAGCCAUUUGCGUUAUGACUUUCCCGUCCAUCGAACACAGUCGUCGCUUCACGAUUAUCUUCAGUAUUUUCUUCGUAGGUUUCCCCGCUGUUGUCAUUCUUGCGUGUUACGCGCGAGUUUUACACACAAUUCGCACUCACCGCCGAGAAUACGAAACCGCGCGAGGAGAACACGAUUCAAGAUCGAUUUUAAGCCGAGAAGAAGUCAAACUAUCCAAGAUUGUUUUCAUCAUCAUUUUAGGGUUUUCGUUAUGUUGGAUACCAUGUGUAAUUAUAGAUAUUGCUGAUACCACACAAACGAAGUGGUUUCCCCGCGAAGUCUAUAUGUUUUACACAUUUCUAGCCUACACCAGUGCAGUUUUAAACCCUUGGAUAUAUGGUUUUAUGAACAAAAUGGUUCGAAAAGAGAUGUAUCAUUUAUUAACGUUAUGCAGAAUUCGUUCUUAAAGGUAAAAAUGUUCUCUUGUAAUUUAUUCAAAAUUUGAAAAUUUUUUUAUGCUUUCAUGCAUGUACAACAGUUUUUAAAUUUAAACUUACGUAAUUAUAUAAAUAUUUUAAUGGCUAUUUAAAAGUAAAUGUUUCUAAAAGUUAUGCUUACACGCCUUAAUCUGGAGUUAAACUUAUUGAAAUGCCGUAGGCAAAUUAUUUACACGAAACCUAACGGGGAAAAAAAAGAAUGAAAAAAUAAAUUUUAAACUUAACAAAAAUGUAUGGUUCGCGUGAUUAGUUUUACGGAGACAUCAAUCUUAAGUAAGAUAAACACCAUAUCUCUCGAUAUCAUUUUUAAUCAGGAGAGCUAUCUUGCGGCAUAUUAGUAUUGCACCGUUAAUAUGGAAGAUAACAAUGGUUUUAUCCACCACUUACUAAUUCACCUGCUCGGGUAAUAAAGAGAUAGUGAAGAAUAACCUGUCAAAAGCACUACAGAGCGAGAGACUAUUAAUUAAUUAUCGCAGCACGAAUGCUGCUCCUUUCGUCAAGGAGUUAAGAUUUGUCUAAAAAUACCCCUUUGGCGACAAAUAUUUUUAUUUCAUAAGCGAAGCAUUCUUGAAAGACUCGACGACAGAAAUUACGUAGCUUUAAGACUUCUUUCUUAUUGAAAUUGAAAACUGCUGUCCUGACCCUAAGUCUGACGCCAUGCAAUUGAAAACGACUAUCUUCUGUUUUGAGAUUGAAAACUAAACCUUUUUUCCGCACGCGUUUUGUCGAUUAUCUGAAGCGGUACGUCAUACUUUGCGUUAAUGAAAGGUUUCUAUCGCAUCGUUGUUUGUGUUACAAAGCUGUAUUUUACAUUACUCAAAUGUCUUAAAACAUAGUAGAAAGCUUUUAACUUGAUCGGUUUAUUUUAAGCUUCUGAAAACUAACGCCAAGUAUUAAUGAGAUGUUUCGAUUAUGUUUGCUACACAAAGAAUCUGUCACGUAAAUGAAACAUGCGAGAUUUGAAUUAAAAAAAUAUCACAUAGCUUAAAAUCUAGGAAACGGUAUUUAAAAAAAUUGAAAGAGUUUUAUUUGAGAUAACCACGCGGAUUUUUUUUCCUUAGGUUAACAUUGCAUUUGGUGAUACUCUGUUAUUAUGAAGUAGCACAGCUGGUACAACAUAAUCAUUUUAACUGCUACUCACGAAACUUAACCUAAGAGGGGAGGGGAGGGGGAGGCAAAGUGUUUCUAAGCGAAGCGUGAGCAAUCUCGUAAAUUUUACAAAAAGGCAAGGUGACGUGAGGUUUUAAGUUUUUGCUUUUUUACAUAACGCGUGAUUCUUUCUUUAAAAUCCAUGCGCGAAACGACAUCAGACCCCCCUCCCCUCCCUCCUUUGCUACGCUCUGAUCCAAAAUAACACCUUUUCUGCGUAGAGUUCGUUUGAUUACAACGAGUAAGAUACUGAUUACAGACAGGAUAAACAUCAUAAAUGAUAUAUUUAUACGUAUUGUAGGCACUACAAUAGUUUCCUUCCAGUAAUUCUAUUUUUCUGAUAAAUAACAUCGAUUUAAACUCA
Messenger RNA from Pocillopora damicornis (cauliflower coral), 2986 nucleotides. Its product is annotated as melatonin receptor type 1B-B. Gene Ontology annotation, molecular function: neuropeptide Y receptor activity. The record is from RefSeq and is a predicted model, not a curated record. Gene Ontology annotation, cellular component: membrane. Gene Ontology annotation, biological process: G protein-coupled receptor signaling pathway. Lineage: Eukaryota; Metazoa; Cnidaria; Anthozoa; Scleractinia; Pocilloporidae.